Molecule: messenger RNA, 2263 nt
Organism: Girardinichthys multiradiatus
Lineage: Eukaryota; Metazoa; Chordata; Actinopteri; Cyprinodontiformes; Goodeidae
Gene: chordc1b
Product: cysteine and histidine-rich domain (CHORD) containing 1b
Exons: 11
Coding region: 233-1261 (342 amino acids)
Source: RefSeq, a predicted model, not a curated record
UCGCAAGUUUCAAAGCGGCCAGCAUCAGUUCAUGCUGAUGUGGGACCACGCACGCCGGAUGGAGCUAGGUGGCGGGCGAUCUCCGAUUUUUGCCGAGUGUAGCCGACAACAAACGGAAGUGAGAGAAGGGAGACAGCAGACGGGCAGCUAAGCGGCACAGCUCUGAAUCUCUCACACAGAGUCCCAAGUUAGAAGCCUUGGUCACCGUUUAAAACUUGCUGCUUACCUCACCAUGUCUGUUUUGUGUUAUAAUAAGGGGUGCGGACAGCGGUUUGAUCCGGAAAACAACCCAGACGAUGCCUGUACCUAUCACCCAGGAGUCCCAGUGUUCCAUGAUGCUUUGAAGGGAUGGUCCUGCUGCAAGAGAAGAACUACUGACUUCUCAGACUUUCUCAGCAUCGCUGGCUGCACAAAAGGUCCCCACAACAAAGAGAAGCCCCCUGAGCCGGUGAAACCAGAUGUGAAAACAUCAGGAGAAAGGAAGGAGUUGGAGGCCCAAAAACCAAAGUUUAAUGAGUACAUCAUCUCUGCACCAAAACCCCAGGAGGCGAUAAACAGACCAAGUCCCGAUGAGCCGAUGGUGAGAAUGCAGCACAAAGUUUCUGCCUCUCUAAAGCAGGCGCUGGAGAAACUAAAAGUAUCAGAAAAUACAACAGAGAAUAAAGAGGAAGACAGCGAUGAGAUCAAAAUUGGAACAUCGUGUAAAAAUGGAGGCUGUACAAAAACCUUUGAGGGACCUUCAAGUGACUCAGAAGUGUGCUCAUACCACUCUGGAGUCCCCAUCUUCCAUGAAGGGAUGAAAUACUGGAGCUGCUGUAAAAGGAAAACCUCUGACUUUAACACCUUCCUGUCUCAGGAGGGCUGCACAAAGGGAGCACAUCUAUGGAGGAAAAAAGAUGUGGGGAAGAAGGUGGUCCCCUGCCGGUUUGACUGGCACCAGACAGGGACACAGGUCAUCAUUUCUAUAUAUGCCAAAAAUGCCGUCCCUGAGCUAAGCUAUGUGGAUGCCAACAGCACCAUGCUCAACAUCCACAUUAUAUUUGAAGGUGAAAAGGAAUUUCAUCAGAAGAUCAGCUUGUGGGGAGUGAUAGAUGUGACCAAAAGCGUAGUAAACAUGAUGGCAGCCAAGAUAGAAGUUGCCUUGAAGAAGGCCGAGCCAAUGUCCUGGGCUCGUCUGGACCUUCCACCUCCUGUCACCGCACCCAAGGAGAAUGACAAAAAGCAAGAGGCCGAUAGUGACGAUGAGGAUGAAGACGAAUGAUGAUGCAUUCACAUCAGGGAUAUUUUAAUUUAUUUACCUCUUUGAAGAAUGGCCUCUUUCGUAGUGAAAGCAUUCUUUUAUUUUUCCAACAUUCACUGCAUUUUUACCGUAUCAAUCUUUAUCAUCAGAAUUAGUUCUGGCCUUUUUUACAUAUUUUGGAGUUCAUUAAAAGCUUGAGUGCUAGGCAAGUAUAUUUUACAACUAUUUUCACAAAGACAAAUGUAGACUUUAGUCAAGUGAGAUACCAGCUCACCUGUGUAUUUUCACCAAAGUUACCUUUAAAAUCAACCUGGCAGUGAGAUGAGCAUGUUUAGUGUCAGACCUGGACUGCUCACAUUAAAUAUUAAUAGGCUGCAGUUGUGACCAUAGUUCUAUGUCUGAUAAAAGAUGAUUCCACCUGUACAUUUACAUUGUCUCAUAAUCGAGAAAUCAGAGGAAACACACUUUCAGCUGUGUAAUGUCUCGUCAUUCCAUCUUUUGGUUUCAUUUAUAGAAAAAAUCUAAUUUUAAAUUUUUUUUUUUUAUGUCCUCAUAAAUUUAGUCCCAUGUCUGCAUGACGAAAAGAAAUAUUCUAUCAAAUUUGAAUCCACAUGGUGUCUAUGCUUGUAUAAAAUUGAAUUUAUUGAAAAAAUCAUUAAAAAUAAUAGUUCAUCCUGGUUUGCUCCAACUUUUAUUACAGUAGAAAUAAAGUUUUGCUCCAGUCUUUCUUUUUUUACAUUAUAUUCUGCAUUUAUUUUGUAUACUUUUGCUUUGACUGGCUGUAAUUCUUGUGACUAGAAUGCACUGCGGUUUUAGUGGAAAUGUACUGUAUUAUUUGAGUAUGCCAAAUGAAUACCAAGUAUUUCGAGCAAAGUACUGUAUCUUUGAAAUGAGGCACUAGACAGCAUGUGUCUAUGUUUAGAAUGUAUUAAGUUUAUUUGGCUUAAUGAGACCAGCAUAAGAGGAACCUUAAGAGACCAGUUUAUUCCAACCUCAAAAAUAAAUACAUUUUGUAAAUUCAAA